AUGGAACAAAGAAAACGAACUUGGAAUGCAAAGAACUUGUCAAAUAUUGAGACUACUCCACUCCCUAACUUCUCCAAGAUGGGAUGCAUGUUUGAGAAGAAGCCUAGUCAUUGUAUCAAGAAUGCAAUUGCUAAUUCAGACAACUUGGACAACAUCGAAAACUUUAUUAUGGAAAUGCAAGUGAAGUCCUUUCAGAACAAAUUCUUCAAGAGGAUAAAACUCCUUUGCAUUGCAUUCGCAUUGGUGAUGAUCCUGAUGGGGAUUUCUAUUCACUUUUUCAUGGAAAAUUCAGCUGAUUCUGAAAUAGGCAGAAAUAGGUGAAUCAUCUCGGGAUUCAUGCUUAUUUUAUGAGUGGGUAUACUGCAGUACUAUCCAGAGAAGCAUGGCAUCAUUUCUCCAGCCUUUUUGGUAUGGAUCUUUAUCUGUCUUAGUGAUAUUUAUAAGACUUCAGAUAGGUAUGUCGUUCAUGAGUACUCACUGCCUUGAAUUGGGUAUGCUUACGUGACUCUUGUAUUGAUUCCUAGCACUUGGGAAGCCAAUUUGAUUGCUUGGAUACUCGGGUUUGGAUACAAUAUUUCAACUAUCUAUGAAAAGCGUGGUGAAGUGCCUACCACCUUCUGGAUUGCAAUGUUUCCUGCAAUGUUUUAUUACAUCACCACAUCAUAUCUUCAAAAUGAAAAACUCAAGGAACUCUAUGAACACUUGAGGAGCAAUGAGGUUCUGCGGAACGAAAUGACUAACAUUUUAGAAACGUUUCCAAAUGGUGUCCUCAUUCAUCCUUUUAACCCAAAUCCUGAAGAUACAAGGCCUCCUUUUACAAACCAUGAGUUCAAUGAGAAAGUUCUGCAGAUUAAUAAGCAGCUCAAUGAAAUAGAGAAAGUAAAAAUCGUGUUCGAUCAGGAUCACAGAGGCUCUCAACAAAAAGUUAAGUGAGAUUUGCUGACGUACCUGACAGAGAUCCAUCAAAGGCUUCAAAGCAGAGAGAUCUUUAAACAACACACUGUCAAACUGCUCAACUCAGCGAAAGGUAGGGACUCCUCAAAAGCCUUGGAUGAAGACAUUGACCAAAUCUAUACAAUAAAGUGCAUUAAGGUCGAAUGGGCCAGUAUGCCGUGCUUUAUGAAUGUUUUCAUUGAUAACACUGACAUUGUCAAGCUAGAGAAGGCUAACAAUAAUAUUAAAUGGCAAAAGAUGAUGUUUGCAAGCGCGAGUCAUGAAUUUAGAACUCCUCUCAACGCUAUCAUGAAUUCUUAUGGAUUUCUUAAACAAAUCCAUGAGCAAGUCUUUGCUCUUGUGUCAGGCCUCGAUUCUCUAGACAGAAAUCUUGCAAUGGAGCUUGACUUUUUCUCAGAGCAAAUCUCAAAGUAUCUAAAAAUGGGAUCUGCCAGUUCGAGCUUACUGCUGUCACUAAUUGAAGACAUUUUGGAUUUAUCCAAGAUGGAAGCAGGCACUUUCAGUAUUAACAUGGGGGACUUCAAGCUUUGAGAACUUAUCAACGAAGUUCAUGAAAUAUUUUCACUGCAAACAAGCCAGAAAGGGAUUCUCUUGAUAGCCAAGGUUGACGACAUCCUCAAAGAUGUGAUGAUCAGAAGUGACAAAGGAAGGAUCAAGCAGGUCUUGUUGAACUUAGUUUCAAACAGUCUCAAGUUCACUUUCAAAGGAAGUAUUGCAAUCUCAGUCAAAGCAAAUAGGAAAUCUAGAGGUAACUUUGUAGUAUUCGAAGUGGCCGACACUGGGGUCGGAAUAAAACAGAGCGAACAAAAGAAGCUCUUUAAACUCUUUGGAAUGGCUGAUAGUGACAAAAGCAUGAACCCUAAUGGCUGAGGUAUUGGCCUAACCAUUAGUAAAAAAUACAUAGAGAAGCUAGGAGGAUCAAUUAAGCUUAGUUCUGUCUACAAGAAAGGGACAACAACAAAGUUCACCAUCCCUAUUUCUUCAGACAUAUUUAUAAAGCUAAAUAGGCAAAUGCCGAAUGGAGAGUCUCAGAAUUUGGGGGAUAAAAUUGGUUAUCAAACUCUCUGUAAUUCACUUGAUCCAAAAGAAGAGUCUAAAUGAGACAAAGACCAAAGACUAGAAACGAGGGAUUAUAAUAUCCAAAGCCAACAUAAUCUAAGAAUGUCACCUUUAGAUAAGGAUAACUUUGCAACAACCGAAGAGCUUUACAACACAAGAGAGGACAGAAUUUUGUUGGGGAAGUAUGGUUCGAGAAAGAUCAAAGUUUUGACAGAUCUCAAUGAGAUUUCCAAAGAGGCCGGCCUAAAAAUGGCGAAAUAACAUUUUAGCAAGUAUCCUAUA
Messenger RNA from Moneuplotes crassus, 2295 nucleotides. Lineage: Eukaryota; Ciliophora; Spirotrichea; Euplotida; Euplotidae. The record is from the annotation of a GenBank genome assembly.